Molecule: messenger RNA, 2219 nt
Organism: Gracilinanus agilis (Agile Gracile Mouse Opossum)
Lineage: Eukaryota; Metazoa; Chordata; Mammalia; Didelphimorphia; Didelphidae
Gene: STRA6
Product: signaling receptor and transporter of retinol STRA6
Exons: 17
Coding region: 1-1992 (663 amino acids)
Biological process (GO): vitamin A import into cell
Cellular component (GO): plasma membrane
Molecular function (GO): retinol transmembrane transporter activity; signaling receptor activity
Source: RefSeq, a predicted model, not a curated record
AUGUCAUCCCUGGCAUCAGCAAACCAGAGCUCUGGGGAGUCGGAGGAUUAUUCCUAUGGGAACUGGUACAUUGAUGAGCCCACCCCAAGAGGAGAAGCAUCUCAACCAGAUGAAACUAUUCCAGCCUGCCAGCACAGCUUCCCACCCAGCCUUUACCAUACCUGCUUGGCCCCAUUGUCGCUGGUUGCCAUUUUGUUGCUGUCCCUGCUAGUGAAACGCCGGAGACACUGCCUGGGAUGCUGUCAUGGGACCUUUGGACUUCCCAGUCCUUUGGAUUUCCUGGCAGAAGAAAGUGGCCGGCUGGUGCCUGUGGCUGUAUUUGGGAUCCUCUUCACUAAUCUCUGUGUGCUGGGUUUGGAGGAAGACCCUUUGCCUUUUCUUCCCAUCUCUUCCCCGGCUGGUCAAGGUUACUGGAAGACCUUGGCUUUGCUCUACUAUCCUGCCCUGUAUUACCCUCUAAUUGCAUGUGCCACAGUCAGACACCAAGCUGGAUACGUCCUGGGCUGCUUACUUUCCUGGGCCCACUGUGCAGUCCAAAUAUGGCAUAAAGUGGAGUGCCCUCAGACUCCCAAGAUCCACAAGUACUACUCUCUGCUGGCCUCCUUGCCCCUCAUCUCUGGCCUUGUACUCCUGAGUCUUUGGUACCCUACCCAGCUCCUAAAAAGCUUGAGUCGGAAGAUGGCAGUGGCUGGCCCAGAGGUGAUGAGGGAAAGCUACUAUGAAGACUAUCUUAGGCAUGUCCUCAGUGGGAAGAGGUCUAAAAGCAGCUCCUCAGUGGCCAGCCCAAGCUUUCCUUCCCGGAUCUUGUUCUAUUUCCUCUCCCACAUCUACUCUCCACAGCGAGGUUUCCGGCUUCCCCUGAAGCUCAUCCUUUCAGCUACCUUGGCAGCAAUCACAAUUUAUCAGGAAGUCCUGCUGCUCCUGGUGGCCUUUGUCCCCAACCUCCAAAAGGCAAGGGCAGGAAUCACAGAAGAAGUCACCUACAUGCUGGCUGGCUUUGGACUGGUCCUCUCAGAAGACAAGUUGGAAGUGAUAGCGCUGGUGAAGUACUACCUAUGGGCUUUGGAAGUGUGCUAUGUCUCCGCUCUGGUCCUGUCCUGCUUGCUCACUUUCCUCAUGCUGACAAGGUCACUGGUGACUCACAGAGCUAACCUGAGAGCUUGGCACUGUGGUGCCACUCUGGAUGGAGGCCCCCAGCCCCAGAGGUCAGGUGUGGAUGCUACAGCCAUCUUCUGCUGGAUGAGCUUUUCAGGCUACCAGACAGCCUUCGUCUGCCUCGGGCUCUUUCUCCAGCAGAUCAUCUUCUUCCUUGGGUUCGUGGUUUUCACCUUUUUGGUCAUCAUACCCAUUCUCUAUGGCAGGAACCUUCUACUCUUCUAUAUGUUGGAGAACACAUGGCCCUUCUGCCUCACACUUAUACUGGCUGUGAUCCUUCAGAACCUAACUGCUCACUGGGCCUUCCUACAGAACCACCAUGGCCAGCAAGAGCUGACUAACAGGAAAGCUCUAUAUGCGGUCACUUUCCUGCUCUUGCCCAUUAAUGUGUUGGUGGGUAUCAUGGUGGGUUUCUGCCGGAUGCUGAUCUCCAGCCUUUUUAACAUCAUCCACUUCUGCCAGCUGGACCUCAGCUUGCUUCCCCGUGGUGUGGAAACUUUGGACCCAGGCUAUCGCACGUACUACUAUUACUUAAAGAUGGAGGUCAGCCAGUCACAUCCGGCAAUGAGAGCCUUUUGUUUCCUGCUCCUGCAAUUACCUGGCUCCCAGGGACUGGCUGGAGCCCAAGCUGGUCUCAGACCCAGUGAUGUAGAAGAAGGGAUCCGUUUGCUGCAGACCAAGAACUCAGCCAGGAAUGCCACCAGAUCCAGACAAAGUCGGAUCCGCUGGGGAUUGGCUUAUACCCUUAUCCGAAAUCCAUCUCUCCUGACCUUCCGGAAAAAAAGCCUCUCUGGACCUCUGGCCAAUGGGAGCCAGCCCAGCUCUCCCAACCCAUGAUGGAUCUGCAGAGCCCAGAAGGGAAAAAAGAGAGAACUGCCUCCAUGUGUCUUUGACCAGGGAGGUCCCUGGUAGGAGCCUCACUGACAUUUCCCUUCCUUCCUCUCCCUCCCUCCUCCUGGAUUCUUCCCAAACUCAUUGCUUUGAAGAUCCUCUCUGUAGGAAUUCUGGAUGCCUCCUACCCAGAGAGACUGUACAGACAGCAGCUCCUGGAUGCUGAUGAUGCA